This is a messenger RNA of Symbiodinium sp. CCMP2592, 741 nucleotides long. NCBI's taxonomy places the organism in Eukaryota, Dinophyceae, Suessiales, Symbiodiniaceae. The record is from the annotation of a GenBank genome assembly.
AUGCGGCUCUUCUCGCGACUUCUGCCUGGCAGUGUGGCUGAGGGCAUGUGCGACGAGCUGUGCAAGCAGGCUUUGUUGGAUAUCGACGAUGCGGUGGCUGACCUGCAUGAGAAGGAGAAGGCGGCGAUCAGCUAUCAGCCUCGAGAACAUCAGUUUGAAGAAGGAGCCGGGCCCCAGCAUCCAGGCCCUCCACCAGGGGCCGAGGGCGCCAGGACCGCUCCAGGCGAGUCGCAGGGCUCUCGCGGUCGGGAUGCAUGCACCCUCACGACUGAGAGCCUUCGCAGGCGCGGUACGAGCGAUGCAAGCUCAGAGAGAGAGGCGGAGUCGGACCACCAGGAUGCCGAGACAGACUCGAGCCCGAGGCAGAGCUGGGCUUCGGAGGACCGGACGCCUCGGAGCGACUCGCCUGAGACCCCGCGGCCUGAGGUUCCGACACGAGAUGUUGCACCUGCCAAAACUGUGAAUCCAGUGACGGUGUAUGUGAGGUCAUUGAACGGCAAGCUGUUGUUGGAGCUGCAGCAAACACGUUAUCGGCACCUGCUCAUAUUGCCCUUGAAGCACUUCGUUUGCGGGCUAUUGCAUAUUUGUCCGAAUACGUGCCACCUCAUUUAUGGACACGACAAGCUGGGACUGGAUGAGAAGCUUCAGAACAGGCUUGUGGCUGGAUCUGACGUUGUGGACUUGAUCCUGUAUAAGCGGGGCCGUCCACCACGGGCUGCAAAACAGGCAGCGUCGGAUUGA